Messenger RNA from Rhizophagus irregularis DAOM 181602=DAOM 197198, 681 nucleotides. RefSeq lists its product as uncharacterized. Gene Ontology annotation, biological process: regulation of gene expression; maturation of 5.8S rRNA. Gene Ontology annotation, molecular function: DNA binding; RNA binding. NCBI's taxonomy places the organism in Eukaryota, Fungi, Glomeromycota, Glomeromycetes, Glomerales, Glomeraceae. Gene Ontology annotation, cellular component: exosome (RNase complex); nucleolus. The record is from RefSeq and is a predicted model, not a curated record.
AUGUCAGAAACUAAGGACGGUAAACAAGUGGAAAUAAGCAGCAAGGAUUCAGCACCAGAAGAUACGGAACUAGAAGUUCAGACAGAUUCUUUAUUUACAAAGAUCCGAAACACGCUAUCGGAAUUGGAAGGUGGAUUCGAUGACGUUGAUAGCUUGCUUGAACCCUUGCUUUCACAGCCCUUGAGCGAAUUAGCUCCAGGUCUGGGACCGAUAGAUCGCGCUAGAUUAUAUUUACUUUAUGGCUACACACUUAAUUCCUUAAUAUCAUUAUUUUUGGAGCUAAAAGGUCAGGACUCUAAAAUAAGAAUACUAGAGGAGCAAUAUAGACGUAUACAAGAUUGUUCGGAAAAAAUAAAUAAUACCGUUAAUCCUCCCCAACCAUCAUUGUCAAUUAAUCGCGAUGCAGCUUCACGAUUUGUUAAGCAUGCUUUGUCGAAUGUAAAAGAUCGUGAUCGUGAUACAAGAGAGAAUGGUCGAGCAACAAGUUCCGGGACACAUAUCAGAUUCAAUGACGACGAAAAUUUUGGAGGAUCUAGCAACAAUAGAACUAAUAAUAGAUUUAUGCGUGAUGAUAAAGAUCGAGACUAUCGUUCACGUUCAUCGCGGAACGAUAGAGAAUAUAAACCAUAUGAUCGUCGCGACCGUGGUCGUGAUCGUGACCGACCGGGGAGACGAACGUAA